This is a messenger RNA of Colletotrichum paranaense, 1722 nucleotides long. Its product is annotated as major facilitator superfamily transporter. NCBI's taxonomy places the organism in Eukaryota, Fungi, Ascomycota, Sordariomycetes, Glomerellales, Glomerellaceae. The record is from RefSeq and is a predicted model, not a curated record. Gene Ontology annotation, molecular function: transmembrane transporter activity. Gene Ontology annotation, biological process: transmembrane transport. Gene Ontology annotation, cellular component: plasma membrane. The coding region runs from base 1 to 1722 and encodes 573 amino acids. The transcript has 2 exons.
AUGUCUGCAACACAAACAGAAACACCAGCAGUGGUGCUGGAAAAACAAACCACCCAAAUCGACCAAAAUGGCAAGGUUGUCUUCAAACCCUCACGGGAGUUCCUCCUUGCCUUCAGCGCCCUCUGCGCCAUCGCCUUAGCCGUCGCCUUUGACGCAACAACCCUCUCCGUCGCCCUCCCGACAAUGAGCGUCGCCCUCGGCGGAACCGCCCUCGAGGCCUUUUGGUCCGGCACGAGCUUCCUCCUCGCGAGCACGGUGCUACAGCCCACCGUUGCCGGGCUUAGUAACAUCUUCGGGCGCAAGGCCCUCGUGUACGUUUCAGCCCUGCUCUUCGCCGCGGGCUCCAUCGUCGGCGCCCUCGCCAAUAACUUCCACGUCGUCAUCGCGGGGCGGACCAUCCAGGGCGUGGGCGGCGGGGGGAUCCUCGCCCUCACGGAGGUUAUCAUCACGGAUCUCGUCCCGCUCGCGGUGCGGGGCCAAUGGUUUUCGCUCCUGUCGGCCGUUUGGUCUGUCGGUACGGUCACGGGGCCCCUGAUCGGCGCCGGAUUCGCGCAGAAUAUCUCAUGGAGAUGGAUAUUUUGGAUCAAUCUUCCCAUCAUCGCCAUCGGCGCGGUUAUGAUCUUCUUCUUCCUCAAGCAGGCCAAGGUGCCCGGUCACAUUGGGACCAAGCUCAAGAAGUUUGACUGGCUCGGGAGCUUCUUGUUCACGGCGGGCUCGACGAGUUUCCUGUUUGGCAUCUCGACGGGCGGUGUCAUGUAUGAGUGGGCCUCCUUCAGGUGUCUGCUGCCGAUGAUUCUGGGCGUUUUCAUUCUUGUGGCCUUUGGGUUCUGGGAGCUGAAGUUUGCGCCAGUGCCCAUGAUCGACAAGGGCAUCUUCAACAACUGGACCAUGGUCGCCAACUACAUCAUGACCGUUUUCCAUGGCAUGAUUCUCUGGUCGAUUCUCUACUUCCUUGGAUGUCCCCAGGCUUACUCCUCUCUCACAGUCCUCUACUACCAAGCCGUCAAGGACUACUCCGUCGUCGUCUCCGCCAUCGCCGCCCUCCCAGAAAGUCUCACAGUCGCGCCCUCCGCCAUGGCCGUCGGCCUCAUCGCCGGCGUCACGGGCCGGUACCGCUGGUCCCUCUGGGCCGGCUGGGUCAUGAUCACCUUUGGCGCCGGCCUCAUGUGCCUCAUGCGCCCCGACACCUCCGUCCCCGCCUGGAUCUGGCUCAACAUUCCCAUCGGCCUCGGCACGGGCAUGCUCUUCCCGGCCAUGGCGCUCUCGAUCCAGGCCGCCUGCGAGCCCGCCCUCAACGGGCAAGCCGCCGCCUUUUAUUCUUUCUUGCGCACGUUUGGACAAUCCGUCGGCGUCGCCGUCUCGGGCGUUAUUUUCCAGAAUGCGUUCCGCAACAGGCUGCUUGAUAUCCCCUCGCUGGCGGACGUUGCGGAGGAGUACUCGCGUGACGCGACGAUUGUGGUCGAGGUGAUUAAGAGGAUGCCAAAGGGCGAUGCGAUGAGAGCGGACUUGGUGGAGGCGUAUUGCGAUGCGCUGCGGGCGAUUUGGAUUAGCUUGAUUGCGUUUGGCGGCUUCUGCAUGCUCAUCAGCGUUACGGUCAAGAAGUACAGCUUGGAACAGGAGCACGUCACGGACCAGAGAUUGGUUACGAGCGACGAUACGAGUAAGGAGGACGAGGAGAGCCAGGGAGGGGAUCUGGAAAGGGGGCAGAAGGUGAGAUCCUAA